This is a messenger RNA of Anolis carolinensis (green anole), 4738 nucleotides long. RefSeq names its product oncoprotein induced transcript 3 (gene oit3). The record is from RefSeq and is a predicted model, not a curated record. The coding region runs from base 453 to 2102 and encodes 549 amino acids. The transcript has 9 exons. NCBI's taxonomy places the organism in Eukaryota, Metazoa, Chordata, Lepidosauria, Squamata, Anolidae. Gene Ontology annotation, molecular function: calcium ion binding.
GUUCCUUCGUGUGCUAUUUCCUCAGAGCAAGAAUCUCUCUGGUCACCUUUUCCUCUUUUAAGGAAAUAGAAUGGAGGGAAAUUAAAAUGGUGAUAAAGAUGACCCAUCUUUCCUCUCCAUCCCCAUUUCCACAGGAUGUAGCCCUUCCUUGGUCACACUUUACCGAUUAGAUAGCAGAGGUGCCACUGGAAAUCAAGAGAACAAUUGGAGGAUGGGUUUGAAAAUACACCAAAUGAGUGAAGGGUUUUUUUGUCUCUAAAAGACAGAGUAGGUCAAGGCUACAAAUGAUCCCUCAGUAUCCCCUCAUCCUUUUCCUCUGAUAAAACCCCUAGCAUCCUGAUCAGUCUUUCUCUUAUCCACUUUGAGCUUGGUUCCACAGACUGAAGACACAUCUCAUUGUGUGCACUUAACAGGAUUAUUCAGAUACCACAGGUUGCCCUGGACAAGGAGGGAUGUUUCAGGUUCUCCUUUUGUCCUUCUGCCUCCAGGCCAAAGCACAGCCUUUACAGGAUAAUACAGUGGCUCUUGAUCCCUGCUCUGCUUACAUCAGUCUGAAUGAACCUUGGAGGAACACCGAAUACCAGUUCAAUGGUUCAACUGACCAACCUGAGUGUGACAGCCAUGUUGAUGGAGAAUGGUACCGCUUCACGGGGAUGGCUGGUGAUGCCAUGCCUACUUUCUGCAUCCCAGAAAACCACUGUGGGACCCAUGCCCCAAUAUGGUUGAAUGGCAGCCACCCUCAGGAGUCAGACGGCAUUGUACAAAGGCAGGCUUGUGCAACUUUCAAUGGGAACUGCUGUCUCUGGAACACAACAGUUGACGUCAAGGCAUGCCCAGGGGGCUACUAUGUCUACCGCCUAACCAAGCCCAGCGUCUGCUACCAUGCCUACUGUGGACAUUUCUAUGACAUUUGCGAUGACGUUGAAUGCCAGGGCUCUUGUUUAGAUACUGGAAACUGCCUGUGCUCUUUAGGAACAAUCAUGGGACCAGAUGGACAGACCUGCCUGGAUGAAAAUGAAUGUGAAAGGAACAAUGGAGGCUGCAGUGAGUUCUGCAUAAACAUGAAGAACUCUUACCGUUGUGAAUGUGGUGUUGGACGUGUCCUGGGCAAAGAUGGAAAAACCUGUGAAGAGAAUGAAGGCUGUCACAAUAACAAUGGGGGCUGCAGCCAUACCUGCACUAUUGUGGAAGACACGUAUCAAUGUGAGUGCCCACGGGGUCUGGUUCUGUCAGAAGACAAGCACACCUGCCAAGUUCCAGUCCUUUGCAAAUCCACCUCCAUAGAGGUCAACAUCCCAAAGGAUCUGGUGGGAGGCAUGGACCUGUCGCUUCUCAAUGGUUCCUGCAAAGGCGUCUCCAAUGGCACACAUGUCAACAUUAUUUUCUCCCUGAAAUCUUGCGGCACCACUAUCAGCAUAGCCAGUGACAAAAUUGUUGCCACAAAUAUGGUAACUGGCUUGCCAAAACAGACCCCAGGCAGUAAUGGCGACAUCAUUGUCCGCACUGGAAAGCUGUUGAUCCCUAUCGCUUGUGAAUUCCCUCGCCACUACACCAUCUCAGAGGGCUACAUCCCCAAUAUCAAGAGCUCUCCACUGGAGAUCACGGGCCGCAACCAGGGCGUCUUCCCAUUCACCCUUGAGAUAUUCAAAGACAAUGGGUUUGAAGAAUCCUACGGUGAUGCUCUCCCCACCCUUAAACUCCGAGAUUCCUUGUAUUUUGGAAUUGAGCCUUCAGUGCACGUGAGUGGUCUUCAGACCUUGGUGGAGAGCUGCUUUGCGACGCCGACAUCCAAAGCUGAUGAGGUCCUGAAGUACUACUUAAUUCAAGAUGGCUGCGUGUCUGAUGAGUCUGUGAAGCAAUUCACAUCGAAGGAUCAUCUUGCCAAGCACUUCCAAGUCCCGGUGUUCAAAUUUGUUGGGAAAGACAACAAGGAAGUAUUCUUGCACUGCCAUGUCCUGGUAUGUGGAGUGACGGACGAGAGGUCUCGGUGCGCACAGGGGUGCCGCAGACGGAUGCGCAGAUGGUCUGAGACAGAGGAACCUGGUCGCUUGGCAAAUCGCAUCCUGACAGGGGGUCCCAUUAGAAUUGACGUGGAGGAGUAGUUCCUCUUUGUGAACACACUGUCACAUGGACAUUUACUCCUACUAGUCUCCAUUUAAUGAUGAGCAACAUUCACAGAUUGCCAGAUUUAUGAAAUUAUUUGCUUUUCCUGUUGACUUUGUUGGGGUCAAAAAGGAUACAGUCUACAUUCAAAUACUAUUGGAUGGUUGCAACAGUAUUUAAUGACUCAGAGCAAAAUUGUAACCACUUCUGUUAGAACUGGUUUAUUUAAAGAACAUCCAGAAUACAUAGAUAAUCAAGUCUUUAUAUAAAUAGAGAGUUGUGAGAUUAACAAGCUUGCCCUGAGAUGAGGGAUAUUGGUGAUGUCUCUUGUGCUAAAGACUAAUCACACUUUGAUACUGUUUUAAUGUUCAUAACUGCAUCCUAUAGAAUUCUGGAAUUGUAGUUUUCUUAGGUUUGUCUGUCAGAGAGCUCUUGUUGUAAACCUUUGGGGUUUUGUGCAGCUUGUGUUGACUCUAAGGCAAACCUAUCACAGGGUUUUCUCUGGAAGAUUUGUUCAUGUGGAGAUUUGGCAUCAACACUGCACCACACUGGCUCCCCAGAGAGCUAUAGUGUCUCUCAAAAAUUCAAAUCCCAGUAUUCCAUAGGAUGUAGCCUUAGCAGUUAAAGCAGGGACACUAAUAGCAGUUACCCAGGGCUAGAAAAAUGGUGGCCUUCCAGAUGCUUCACCAUUGCCCAAGAUGACUGGGAUAAAUGAAAUAAUUAAAGUCCAAAGACAUCUGUAGAGCUACCAUUUGCCCAAUUGAGCAUCCCUAAAAGCUUCCUUUUUAAAAAGUUCUGUAUUUUAUUAGAUGGCAAGGUUGGACUUCCCAAAGACAUCUUCCAAGAGCGAGGUGAGCUGUGGUACAGUAAUUGACAAUCCAGAGAAAUGUUGAAGCUUUCUAUAACAUCACAUUGACAUGUAUGCAUCCAAGAUGGCUGCAUAUCCACUGAAGCUGAUGUACUGAACUGUGACAUUAAGUCCUUCUUCCCGCUUCAGUAUUUUUUUAAAUAUUCAGUAGUGUGAUGCUGAAUUUGGGAAUCUGCCGGGACAAUCCCAAAUUUAUACGUGCCCUUGUGAAUUUUGUCUCUAAAUUUUGAGGGAUCCUUGAGAAGAGAAUGAGUGCAAGUCUAAAAUUUUGUGGUACUCUUUCUCAGCACUGAUGCAAGAUGUGUGCAAUAUACAUUAAUUUAACAAGUCUAAAACCUUUAGUCAACACCCCCCCCCCCAAAAAAAUCCUGGGACAACAUAUCCACAGGGCAGUAUGAGUAUUGUACCUUAACUUAUGUAUACAUGGAACCAUCCCCUUCGCUGUGUAGAUUGGGGAAAGUAAGAGCUUGGUCCAUCCUGCCCCCAUCUACUCUUUCUUCCGUGGUGCCAUUUCUGGCUUUUAUUCAUACCUGGGUGGAGAAAUAACAAAGCGGCUAGCCCCGAGAUGGCACUAACACUUUUCUGUCUCUGCAGAAAGACCCUCAACUUAUCCAUGGAUCAAAUCAAUAUCUAUAAUUUUGGCCUCAAACCCUGCCCUUGACUUAUACACGAGCUCACCUUAUACAUGGGUAUAUAUCAGUGGUUCUCAACCUGUGGGUCCCCAGAUGUUUUGGCCUUCAACUCCCAGAAAUCCUAACAGCUGGUAAACUAGCUGGAAUUUCUAGGAGUUGUAGGUCAAAACGCCAGGGGACCCGUGGGUUGAGAACCACUAAUAUAUUUGAUAUGUGUAGCAAGCACAUGCAUUGUGCCAGAUUGGAGGAAAUAGGGGAGAAAUGUGCAUUAGUUAUGGACUCUUGGGAAAGAACCAAAGAUGGAAGGCAAGUAUCGUGUAAUACACUACUACCACUGUAUCGAUGGAAUCAAUAUCCUCAGCUUUAGUUAUCCACACUGAGAAAUGGUAUCAAAAAUCAAAUGGAAUUUAAUGUAAAUUAAAUUUACAGCUGAGACAUAUAUGUUUUAGUACCUUUUAUAACUUAGAUUUUUAUAUUCUGUUAAGUUUUAGGGCCACUAUGCAAACUACACUGUUCACUAUUAUCUGUGGUUUAAUCUAUCUACAGUAAGUACAGGAACAUAUCCCCACAGAUAUAGGGGUCGGACUGUAUUAUAUUUAGAUAAUGCAAGCAUUGUUACUGCAGUUCAAUAUGAAUGUCAAAGUUUCAGAAAAUCUAGAGUUCAGCCAUGAGGUUGGGAUGCAGCAAGUCAUGCUCUGAAAAUGAAUUUUGGGUCUUUUGAAAAAUUACAGUCAAAAUGGACAAAAUAGUGCUGUUUAGUUCGGGCCAACUGAUAAUUUGAUUAACAAAUGUACAAAGGUAGUAAUCUGCAAUGUCUAGGUGAUACAUUUUGGAUGAAUAGUCAUUUUAAAUAUAUAUAAUGAUAAUAUAAAAUGAAGUUGUAAAAUAAUAGUAAUUCUUGUAGCUAGAACUGACCUUCAAAAUGUUAUUGGCAAUCUCUAAUGCUGUUUGAACUAUAUAUAUUAUUAUUAUUAUUAAAUAAAAGUUAGUUUUAAAUGCCUGCAUGUUAAACAUGACUCACAAUCAGUAUAACAGUGGUUCUUUCUCUUACUGUUUUUAGGGGUACAUCAUGGGAUUUCUUUAAGUUGUUUUAAUGUUUCAAUGGAAAUAAAAUCAAUGACCAUUCUGAGUCUAA